Molecule: messenger RNA, 3282 nt
Organism: Brettanomyces bruxellensis
Lineage: Eukaryota; Fungi; Ascomycota; Pichiomycetes; Pichiales; Pichiaceae
Exons: 1
Coding region: 1-3282 (1093 amino acids)
Source: RefSeq, a predicted model, not a curated record
AUGGAUGGGAGUUCCAGUUAUGGUAAUGGAGGUUCUUCAUCUCCGCUCAGAGAUGUGGUAGAUUACUUCAUAGCCAUCCAGCUUUUAUUUGAUGAGACAUAUAAAAUAAUCCACGUUAAUGAGCUUCCAGAAAUUUCUAAUGAGCCCUAUGUUUCUUCCAAAAAGGUACACAUUCGUUUGGGAAACCGCUCAGAUGUGUUGAAGAAGGAAUUUCUAAAGACUGUGCAAGAUAUCAGCCAGUUUAACUGCUUCCAGUUAGAUGCCGAAUUCAGCCGAAAUGUCGUCAAGUUUUGUAAAAUCAAAGGCUCCCAAAUGAUUCAGUGGAAUACAAAUGAAAUUUUACAAAAGUUCACUGAGUUCAUAGUUUCGGAAAAUGUCUCAAAUAGAACUGCUACUUUUUAUAUUCAGCAAACGCAAUUGAUUGACAUGCUGCUUGCAUGCAAAAAGAGUACAGAUCACCAGAAGCAGCUAUUGCUCAAUCAGCGCAAAGUCAUAUUGUCCAAGACUUUCCUUGAGAUUCCUAAAGUUUCCAAGCAGGAGGCCCGAGAUUCAAUAUGUACAUUUUUUGGCAUUACCGAAAGGCAGCUAAAACGGAUUGAAGGCAAGUUAAGCCCUAUGUUAUCUAACAAGGAUGUUAUAGUUGCAGUGAACAUUUGUUCCAAGCUCAGAAAAGCUUAUGAUAUGAAUGACUUCGACAAUGUGGAUCGAUGGAAGUCUUGGAAAAGUGCUGAUACUGAGCAGUAUGGUCGUUUGUUGCGUAGAUUUUCCAUUAGUUCAACUGAUAUCUCUUCGAAAUCAAAUAGUCAUUCUUCGUCAUUGUUGGUUCCAACAAACCUUCAGGAUUCAAUCGAUCAAUUGUCACGGGUUGCAUUACAUGGUGAUUCUGAGUUUUUUGGAAUGUACAUAAAGUGUGUUCAAAUGUGGCAGAUACAGCCUUGUACAUUAUUUGUUUCAUUUCUGAAGGCUUCGACUAAUGACUUCAAUAGUGCCAAUCCUGACAAUGUUGUCAAAGCUCUCAGCUUAGCAUAUUUGUCAUCUCCGAUGCAGAUAACAUGGUUUGGCUGGCCGUUGUCAGAAAAGAAUUAUGCACUGUCUCUAGGAUUAAGAGCUUUUUCCCUAUGUAAAGAGCAAUUGAAGCCACAUUUUACAGAUCCACUCGGGGAUAUUCAAGCAUUGACAACAUCUCUUGUUUUUUUGAAACGAUUGCAUCUUUCGACAACCCAGGAUGUUGUGAAUUUUUACCAGAAGAGUUUACAAGAAGGUUUAACUGAAAGGCUUAUAUCUCGUUUGAAUGAGCUCAAACUUACCGAGAGCGAUACUAGGGGGGCAAACAACAGCUCUGACAAACGAAAUGACGAGCUAGAUUUUGAUAUGAUUUUGAAGUUACUAUCAAGCACAGUGUCUGAUCUAGAUAUUCUACAUAACUGGAAGGUCAAAAAUAAAGAUCUAGACCGAACUUUCCAGGUUUGUUCAACUGCGGGAAAAAUAAUUGCUGCUCCAACCAUAAAUUAUGUACGGCUUUUCAUUGAAUCGUUUAUAAGUGCUGAUCAUAGCAAGUCGGUGUUGUUGACGGAAGAGGGAAGGCAGAAUUUUGCUUCUUUAGUAGGAUUAUUAGGAAGAUUAAGGAGAAGAGCUGUCCUGAAAUUUGAAUUUGAAAGUAUUCUUUUCCAAGCCUUCAGUCAAAUUGUGUCAUUUUGGUCGAAAGAAAUGCUUCAAAAGGUCAAAGAUGCUAUAAGCGGAGAUAUGAAUCUCAGAAGACUAGAUGGGUGUUCGUAUUCAAGUAGCGUACAAAACGUCAUGGGUAUUUGCAAUGCAUAUUUGAAGCUUUUGGAGUCCUUUGAUUGGGAUAACAAGGUUCAAGUGGCAUUGUUAUUUACAAAACUCUACAAAGGUGUGUUUGAGAGUUUAUUGUUUUAUUCAAACACAAUGCUAGCGCGAUUUAACCAUGAAUUAUUGACUGCGCGUGGUACUAUGGAUUUCAAAGGCGAGGAUUGUACUUGCUUAAACAAUGUCACCAAGAUUAUUGAAUAUUUUCAUGACAUUGAUUCAAAGAAGCUCUCUGAAUAUUCUGAAACAUUAUCUGCAAAUAUAAAGCCUGAAUCUGCCUCAAAAAUGAGAAAAUUUGUGUCUGUGCGAGUUCUAAAUGCAGAAAAUGUUGAAAAUGGUAAGGGUGAACCUGUGAGCCUAUCAGUGGAAAUUGAGGGUUUGAUUCAAGGUAUGACAAGAACAGUCUACACGGACUACAACCCUACCUGGGAUGAAGAAUUUGAGAGUUUUGUUAGUGCGUCAAGUGAGCAUCGUAUGGCUUUUCUUAGAAUCACACUUAACGAUGCAAGUUGGGGCGGUGUAUACAAAACUUUGGUUUAUCGCCUCAACAUUAACGAUAUGUCGAAGAUGCCUUUGGAGGAAAAGAUAAGCUUGCAACCAAAAUCAGGCGUGUUGAACAUAUUGGUGAAUGUCGAUGUGGAACGUAAUGAUCCCGUUUAUUAUUCGAGUAAGGUUUUUUCCGAAAUUUCCAAUGGCCGGGAUAGAGCCAUAAAACUUUUGGUUGACAAGUUUAGCAAUCAGAUGAAGGAAAUAUUCACAAGAGACUAUUUGCAACAGAGUUUAGAGUUGGCUCCAGUUAAGAAGGAUAGUAACUUCCGUGUGCUAAAGGACGAAAAAGUGGAUGCAUACAUCAAUGAUAUGCAGCUUCAUACCAUUGAUGAGCUAUAUGACAAUUUGGAAACUGAGCUUUUCGAUGAGGUUAUGCUUCAGCUAUGGUUCAAGGUGUUGAACUCUGCGGAGAAUUUACUUUUACCUCGACUUUCAUUCCUCUUUCACGGAAUUGUCACUAGGCUUGAUAAGCGGUCGAGUCUUACCAAUUUUAGUUUUGUCUCAAGGUAUCACAAAACAAGUAAGCAUGAAAUGCAAAGAGUGAUUGAAUGGUGCUGGAAAUUCCGGGAGAUGCUCAAUAAUCCAGAUAAAAUACUUCAGGACCCGCUUGAGAAACCAUUCCAGAAAUUCCUAAAGAUUGAGCAGCUUUAUGAAAUGAAGUCACGUGACCUGAAAGACACUAUCUACCAGGUAGCCACGUACUUGAAUGGGGUAAUGCCAUCAAAGUAUUCUAAAAUAAACUUUGAUGCGAAUUCAUUCGAGAAAGCCAGAGAGGAUAAAACGUUGAUUCUUCGGGUUUUAAUGAGCAAAGGGGAAUCACAAUUUGUUAAAAAUACUAUAGAAAUGGCCGAAAGAUAUGAACGUGCACUCAAAGCCGAGAGAGAGGUCAUUAUGAUGGGAAUCUGA